Molecule: messenger RNA, 3876 nt
Organism: Pantherophis guttatus
Lineage: Eukaryota; Metazoa; Chordata; Lepidosauria; Squamata; Colubridae
Gene: ZBTB2
Product: zinc finger and BTB domain containing 2
Biological process (GO): regulation of transcription by RNA polymerase II
Cellular component (GO): nucleus
Molecular function (GO): DNA-binding transcription factor activity, RNA polymerase II-specific; protein binding
Source: RefSeq, a predicted model, not a curated record
UGGCUUUUUAUUGCUGGCGCUUGGCGAGAAGUUCCUCUCUCCAAAGGGAGGGACAAGCCUCUCGGAAGAGGUUCUGCCUUUUUUCCUGGGGCGGAAGACGCUUUUGAAUUUUGAUCCCACCCUUCUUCUGGACACUUUCCUUUUUUUUCUGGCCAGGGAAGCUCUCACAAUUACCCAGAGAGAUCUCGCCUUUAUUUAAUGUUAGAUGCUGCCUGUAAAUUCGAAAAAUAUGAAUUUACGUGUACUCCAGAAAACAGACGUGUUUGGUUUUAUUUUUAAUUUAACCUCAAAUGAAUGCUGUGAUUUUUAUCUAAUUCAUUUUUCCAGUUUGCUGCAAGUUUUCCUGAACAGUUGAUUGAAUUUGCUGUGCAAAGCAUUCAUUACAGAAACAAAAUAUAAAACGAAAUAUAAAAACAUAGCUGAAAAACUAAUCGAGAGAGUAGCAUUUAUAUAUAGCUAUACUCAGGACUCUUACAAAUAUUCCCAAAUAUUUCAAAAUGCUAUGAGGGAUCAAGACUUUUAGAAUCACAUUUGGUUUAAUUCUCUUGAUCCUAUGCAGCAUUUCCAAAUAUAUAUAUUUUAAUAUUCUAAAACUAUGCAUGUAUAUUCUAACACAAAUCAAAACCUUCAUUUAUUUGCUCUCAGGUUUUUAACUGUUGUAUUUCAACCUGUCUACAAACUGAAGUAGUAUGAAUGCGAUGGCUUUAAAUAAAUUUGAUGUUUUUUAGUUGUCUGAGAUAUAUAUUGCUACAUUGCUGGCAAACAGAUUUUAAAAGAUGGAUUUGGCCAACCAUGGACUUAUUCUUCUACAGCAGCUUAAUGCUCAGAGGGAGUUUGGUUUCCUGUGUGACUGCACAGUUGCUAUUGGUGAUGUGUACUUUAAGGCACACAAAUCCGUCCUUGCCUCUUUUUCCAACUACUUCAAGAUGUUGUUCGUUCAUCAAAGCAGUGAAUGUGUCCGUUUGAAGGCAGCUGACAUACAGCCAGAUAUUUUCAGUUACCUCUUGCAUUUAAUGUACACUGGAAAGAUGGCACCUCAGCUCAUAGAUCCUGUUCGACUCGAGCAAGGGAUAAAAUUCUUGCAUGCAUACCCGUUGAUCCAGGAGGCCAGUCUAGCCAGCCAAGGAAACUUUGCACACCCAGAGCAAGUUUUCCCAUUGGCAUCAUCAUUAUACGGUAUUCAAAUUGCAGAUCACCAAGCAAGAAAUCCCACAAAGGCAGUGACAGCACCUGACAAGCCUUUGAGAGAAGCACGACCCCAGCUCUCAAGAGUGAAUCAAGAACAGGUACAUGAACCACCCCAAAUAUCCCAGAUACCACCACCAAGUUUGCCUCAAGUGCCCCCAACAAAUAUAGCUCCCCCUGACCCACUGCAGUCUUCACUGUCUCCCGAGUUAGUAUCAGCUCCUUCUCAUCCUUCACCUGGAGAUGAAACCAACAUGGAAGCCUCUUCCUCAGAUGAUCAACCUGCCUCUCUCACAAUAGCGCAUGUCAAGCCAAGCAUUAUGAAAAAAAAUGGAAGCUUUCCCAAAUACUAUGCCUGCCACCUGUGUGGUCGACGUUUCAAUUUGCGAAGUAGCUUGCGUGAGCAUCUCCAGAUUCACACAGGAGUGCCCUUCACAUCCAACCAGCAUGGGGAAAGUAGCAUUCCCUUAUCCCUGUGUAAUAAUGCUCCUGAAAAAGAUGCUAUGGAAGCGACUGAAGCCGGAAUGAUCAGUGACAGUGAGCUGCAGCAGAUCUCAGAUUCACCCAUAAUUGAUGGGCAGCAGCAAGCAGAAACCCCCCCGCCCUCAGAUAUUGCUGAUAUUGACAAUUUGGAGCAAGCAGAUCAAGAAAGAGAAGUGAAAAGGCGGAAGUAUGAAUGCUCCAUUUGUGGACGCAAGUUCAUUCAGAAAAGCCACUGGAGAGAGCACAUGUACAUACAUACCGGCAAGCCUUUCAAGUGCAGUACUUGUGACAAAAGUUUCUGCCGGGCCAAUCAAGCUGCUAGGCAUGUAUGUCUCAACCAAAGUAUGGACACCUACACUGUGGUGGACAAGCAGACUCUGGAGCUCUGUACAUUUGAGGAAGGCAACCAGAUGGACAAUAUGUUAGUACAGACCAACAAACCCUAUAAGUGCAACUUGUGUGACAAGACAUUCUCCACACCUAACGAAGUUGUCAAACAUUCUUGCCAAAGUCAGAACUCGGUCUUUACUUUAGAAGAGGAAAGAUCCAUUCUGCUAAGUGGAGAUGCUGAAACUACAGAGAGUGAUCAUUCAGUUUUAGACUCUAUCAAAAAAGAACAGGAAGCAGUAUUGUUAGACUGAUCGUGAAACUUGGGUUUUGUUUUUUUGUAACAAAAGGUUAUGUUUGUUUAUUCAUAUUUUUUAUUAGACUUAUCUUCCUCCCUCCCCCCCCCCCCCACCAUAACUUCACUGACAUGAAAGGAAGUCUGGCCCUUUUCCCAGCCUAACAUUAAUAAAGGGUAUUAUAUCAAAUUAUAACUAUUGAUUUUAAUGAUAAAGAAAAUAUGUAAGAGUAAUUCCUUAUCUUGGAAACUAUGCUACAGUGAUAAAUGGCUCAAUGACAGGACUGUAAACAAUUUGAAAGAUUGUUUAAUUAUAUGCUUGAAUGCACUGAGAAGGUGAGAAGAAAACUGUUGGUCAAGUUUCAAUUGUUUAUUCUCAAACCUGAUUUCUUAUUAGAGGAAGAUUAGUUAAGGAAAUUGAAUUACUAAGAGAAAUGCCUAUAGUUAUGCCUAUUAGUCAUUUCAGAAACUGCUUUAAUAGAAGCAAUCCAUUUUUUUUAACCUACAGAAUUUUUGACAAAUGUUUACAUCAGCUCAGUCCACUGAUACUAUGUCCAUUCACUAAGAAUAAGAAUAUGAUCCUAAGCACAGUUGAGUUGGCAGUAGAUCCUAUCCAGGGCACUCAAACUACUAAGCAAAAUGUGCUUAGGAUCAUAUUUCAUUCAAAUAGCAGUAAUAAUGUGAUGGCAAUCAUUUUAUAUGCAUAACGUGUGUGCCUGUGUGCGUGCACAAGUGUAUAUACUUCAGGCAUGUAUGUACCGCAUGCACCCUUUUCAAAUUGAUCACUUUUUUGAACAACUGAACCGUUUUUAAUAUCAGUAAAAAUACACUUUUUAGAAGUGUAUUUAAAUUACACGGACCAUAUGACUAUUUAUAUCUCAUUGAAUGGAAAAAAAAAAUAAUGUUGAAAUUUAUUAUUGCUCAAAACCUGAAGGAAGUGAAUUAGAAGAACUCCACAAAGUAGUCCUUGUACCCAACUCCCUAUGGGAGUAACAGUUUUCAGCCUGUUUUUGAGAUACAGAAAAGAAGAAAAACAAUCAAAGCAAUUGUCUGAAUUCACCUGAUUAAUACGUGAAAAUUAAGAGAAAGGGAAACUGAUCUUAUUUUUUAAUUACUAGCAUCAUUUUAUAACAGAACAAAAUAGAAGAAUGACCAAAUUAUAUCAUGGUUUGUUUUCAGGUUAAAGUGGAACUUCGAGUGGCAUCCUCUCUGUUCUUUGUAUUACAGUUUCUUAGGUUCCAGUCUGGCAAAAUAGGCAACAAAUAAAGGGGACACCUUGUACAGUCACUUGACUAUGGAUAGUCUAUCCACCAUUCAAAAUCAGGUUGUUGAUUUUUAUCUUUAAUAUAUAAAUAUAUGGAUAUUCUCCAAUAGCCUAAAAAAAAAAACCCUAAAUUGACAAGUGUUUUCUAAAAUCCCACUGAAAUGCAGGCAAGUAUUUUGAUGGGGGAGAAAGGGGAGCAGAUAUUGCUCUGCUCUUGUAUACAUGUUUUGUUUAAGUAUCAUCUUUUUUGUGUCUAGAUAUGUUCUCCAGUUUGUAAGUUUUUAUACUUUAUUUCACAGAAUAAAAAUGGUAUAAAAAAGAA